AUGGCCGCUGCGGCCGCCCCCCGCGGCCUCCUCGUCCUGCUCCAGGUGCUCGGACUCGCGCUGGCGCAGAUCAGAGGUCCUCCAGGAGAGCGGGGGCCCCCAGGACCCCCGGGGCCGCCGGGUGUGCCUGGAUCCGACGGCAUCGACGGUGACAAGGGGCCCCCUGGGAAAGCCGGCCCUCCGGGACCUAAGGGAGAGCCUGGAAAAGCAGGGCCAGAUGGGCCAGACGGGAAGCCUGGGAUUGAUGGUCUAACUGGAGCCAAGGGGGAGCCUGGCCCCAUUGGGAUCCCUGGAGUCAAGGGCCAGCCUGGGCUCCCAGGUCCCCCUGGCCUGCCGGGCCCUGGCUUCGCCGGACCUCCUGGACCACCUGGACCUGUUGGGCUCCCUGGUGAGAUCGGAAUCACAGGCGCCAAGGGAGAUCCUGGACCAGAGGGACCAUCAGGUCCCCCAGGCCCUCCUGGGAAACCGGGCCGCCCUGGAACUGUCCAGGGCCUCGAAGGCAGUGCGGAUUUCCUGUGCCCAACCAACUGUCCAGCAGGUGUGAAAGGCCCCCCGGGGCUGCAGGGAGUGAAGGGGCAUCCUGGCAAACGCGGGGUUCUGGGAGAUCCUGGACACCUGGGGAAGCCAGGUCCCAAAGGGGAUGUGGGUGCCUCUGGAGAGCAAGGCAUCCCUGGACCACCGGGUCCCCAGGGUGUCAGGGGCUACCCAGGCAUGGCGGGACCCAAAGGAGAAAUGGGUCCUCGUGGGUACAAAGGCAUGGUGGGCUCCAUUGGCGCCGCUGGGUCACCGGGUGAGGAAGGUCCGCGGGGGCCACCAGGCCGAGCUGGGGAGAAGGGCGAUGUGGGCAGUCAAGGUGUUCGAGGACCCCAGGGAAUAACAGGCCCAAAGGGAGCAACUGGUCCCCCAGGCAUCGAUGGCAAGGAUGGGACCCCAGGCACACCUGGCAUGAAGGGCAGUGCAGGACAGGCAGGGCGGCCAGGAAACACAGGCCACCAGGGCCUAGCGGGUGUGCCAGGCCAGCCUGGGACGAAAGGUGGCCCUGGAGACAAGGGUGAGCCAGGCCAGCAGGGCCUCCCUGGAUUCUCUGGUCCCCCUGGAAAGGAGGGAGAGCCAGGGCCUCGAGGAGAAAUCGGUCCGCGGGGCAUCAUGGGGCAGAAGGGUGACCAAGGUGAGAGAGGGCCAGUGGGGCAGCCAGGCCCUCAAGGACGGCAGGGCCCGAAGGGGGAGCAGGGGUCCCCGGGAAUUCCAGGGCCACAAGGCUUGCCAGGCAUCAAGGGAGACAAGGGCUCCCCAGGGAAGACCGGCCCCCGCGGCGGUGUGGGCGACCCGGGGGUGGCCGGCCUCCCAGGAGAGAAAGGCGAGAAGGGCGAGUCUGGAGAGCCAGGGCCAAAGGGACAGCAAGGAGUCCGCGGAGAACCCGGCUACCGGGGCCCCAGCGGGGACGCGGGAGCUCCCGGAGUGCAGGGCUACCCCGGGCCCCCUGGCCCUCGAGGACUGGCUGGAGACCGCGGCGUGCCGGGACAGACCGGGAGACAGGGCGUGGCGGGCCGAGAUGCCAGUGAUCAGCACAUCGUGGACGUGGUGCUGAAGAUGCUGCAAGAGCAACUGGCAGAAGUGGCUGUUAGUGCCAAGAGGGAAGCCCUGGGUGCAACUGGCAUGGUGGGUCCCCCAGGACCCCCUGGGCCUCCUGGGUACCCAGGCAAACAGGGACCCCAUGGGCACCCUGGCUCUCGGGGUGUUCCUGGCAUCGUGGGAGCUGUGGGUCAGAUUGGCAACACGGGGCCCAAAGGAAAACGCGGAGAGAAGGGUGACCAGGGAGACAUGGGACGUGGACACCCGGGGAUGCCUGGGCCCCCAGGGAUCCCAGGUCUUCCUGGCCGCCCUGGCCAGGCAAUCAAUGGUAAAGAUGGAGACCGAGGGUCCCCAGGAGCCCCAGGAGAGGCAGGUCGACCCGGCCUGCCAGGCCCCGUGGGGCUGCCUGGCUUCUGUGAGCCUGCGGCCUGCCUUGGAGCCUCAGCCUAUGCCUCUGCACGCCUCACGGAGCCCGGAUCCAUCAAGGGCCCAUGAACAUCAGGCCAGGAUAGAGCCUGGCAGGCAUCCUGGGGGGAAAAGACUGGGUUCCCUCUGGGUGGACAUGAACCCCACCCCCCAGCCCAGGAAACCAGCUUUCUCAAGACUUUCUGUCUGGGACCCAGGAGUCCUUAAGAAAAGGAAAUUCUAAAACAUGGAGGAAGGGAAGGGAGGGUAUCGCAAUGAAAAGAUGAGGCCAACAGACAGGUCUAGUGUCACUAGAGAGUCCAAGCUCCAAAGAGGAUGGAGUGGCACCACUCAGAUGUUACUAAAACAAAUGUAUCCUUGAUUUGCACCAUCUUCCACUGGUCAUCUCGUCCUUGGGACAGAUGGACUUAGGUCUCUGCUGGUUCCUGAUCCCAUUUCACCCACUGGACUUCCUAGGUGACUGCUGAUGGGUAACUACCUGAGGCGGCUGCCCUUAAGCCAGCCCCAUUACUUCCUUCCUGCACCCCUCGCAUCUAAGUAUUUAAACCCCCUUUUCCCUUCUCUUUCUGGCAUCACCCUCUCCCACCACUCCCUUAGAUCCACGAAGGCCUUUCUGUAAAUAAAAAUCCCAAUUUGGGUACAAACCAGGAUGUGAAUUGUUGGGCUUAAUUUCUCAUGGAUUGGGGCUGGGCCUCCACUGCCUGGGAACGAUAGUCAGGGGUUCCAGAAGAGGAGAGCAGGGGUUAAGGCACCUUCCUCUGGGCACAUCCUGGAUUGUGAGCAUUAGGAUGACACAGCAAGUUGGAGGAACAUCUAUGGGAAGAACCUGGGGGUGGUCAGGAUGGUGACCUGCUAUGUAACUUUGGGCAAAUCACUUCCCAGACUUUGUACAGCUGUGACAAGGACUCAGCCAGGUCUUAUUUAACCCAGUAGAGCACUCUUGGAGUCUUGCCUGGAGCCUGGCACAUGGGAGGUCCUCUGUGAGUUUGGCACCCAUUGUGUGCUGGCCCUGGGGCAGGAGCUGGCAGCGAAAGAUAAGAAGACUUGCUUGGCUCUUACCCUUCAGGGGUUCUCAGGCCAUUGAGAAAAACUGACAUAGACUGGAUGAUGAGAGCAGAAGUGUUAUUCACUCACGCCACUUUCACUAAGGGGACGUCUAGGGGAGAAUGGUUCAGAUCUGAUCUGUACCUCUGGAGGCUCCCAGCCUUAUAGCUUUGUAGGCAAGCAAAGCUGCUCGAAACAGCAGAAGCAGGGAAGGGCAUGGCAGGUGCUUUUGACUUAUGCAAAGGUGGGAGUUUUUGAAAUUCAGAGUGACCAAUCCCUUUGCUCCAUUGUUGAUUUGGGCAUUUGUUUCUUUAAAUGAAGCAUUUUGCCAGCUCUGGAACCUCCUGAAGGGAGACAUAGGGCUCCAGCCUGAGGUCCUAGCAUUUUCUGAAGCCUGGGCCCUCCUGCACCUCGCCCUAAACUUGGCUGUGGAUCCCCAUCUACGCUGGAGCACCCUUUUUCUCCUCUAGCCAGCAGGGGCAGAGAACGCCCCUUGCUGGCCCACCCUCUCUCCUCCCUUCCUUGCCCCAAUAUGUGUGCGUACCACUACUGGUGACAUCUCAGCAUCCUUACCCCAAUCCAAAGAUAGACAGGAAGAAUAAGGUGGGUAGACCUAAGGGGCACAGAGGUGGCUUCACCCUCAGUGCUUUGGCAAAUCCUGAAUCAUAGCAUCCCAGUCCCCCCGCACCCAUCCCAAGGCCCCACUACAGCUGGGGCUGUAGGAGCCUUGGAAUCCAGAAUCUGGGGCUCAAUGAGAAGGGGAAGAGGAUGAGAGCCGCAGGAGGCAGCUGCAGCCUAGCCCUGAGCUGGCUCCAGGUAUUUCAUACCUAGUGGGAAGGGGGU
Messenger RNA from Pteropus alecto (black flying fox), 3885 nucleotides. RefSeq names its product collagen type IX alpha 2 chain (gene COL9A2). Bases 1 to 2067 code for a protein of 688 amino acids. Lineage: Eukaryota; Metazoa; Chordata; Mammalia; Chiroptera; Pteropodidae. The transcript has 32 exons. The record is from RefSeq and is a predicted model, not a curated record.